Molecule: messenger RNA, 1941 nt
Organism: Pseudogymnoascus verrucosus
Lineage: Eukaryota; Fungi; Ascomycota; Leotiomycetes; Thelebolales; Thelebolaceae
Exons: 7
Coding region: 258-1820 (520 amino acids)
Biological process (GO): transmembrane transport
Cellular component (GO): membrane
Molecular function (GO): transmembrane transporter activity
Source: RefSeq, a predicted model, not a curated record
CGACGGGAUCCAACAUCAGAACCCCAGGAAACACAAGCUUGCCAUUCAAUUGCUUGUCGGAUGCGGACAAAAUGGCGCCCAUCACUAUCCAUUUGUCCUGUUCGCAUCGCUGUGGCUUUACCGCCAAGAAUCGACACGGACUGCCUCUCUAACUUCAACCUCUACUUAAUAGUCGCGGCUGCCGACCGACUCUGGACGAUCAACACCCACCUGCCACCUCACCGGUCUCUUAACCUUAACAGACCCUCUUUUCAAUUAUGGCUGAAGUUAAGCAGGCCGAGACUGGCACGACGCCAGUGGCUAAGUCCGACGACGAGGUGUCAAUCAUGGAGAGAGGAGUGCCUCCCAAGCGGUCCAUCUGGAAAGCUUGGAUGUACAUGUUCGAUUGGUAUCCUAGCCAUUACUCUGUCGAAGAGCGCAAGCUUCUUAGGAAGCUCGAUUACACGCUGAUGCCGUUUUGCUGCUUGAUGUUCUUCAUUAAAUGGCUAGAUCAGUCCAAUCUAAACAAUGCAUACGUAUCAGGAAUGAAGGAAGAGCUGAAGCUGAAUGGCAACCAGUAUUCCUUAUUUGGAACCUUCUACAACGUUGGAUAUUUGCUCUUCGAGAUCCCCUCAAUGAUGUUGCUCUCCCGCCCCCACCUCGCGCGGUGGUACGUUCCCAGCAUGGAAGUUGCCUGGUCGGCCCUGACCUUCAUCCAAUGCCGCCUACGCAACGAGUACGACAUCUACGGUCUCCGGUUCCUCCUCGGUGUUCUCGAGACGCCCGCCUCCACCGGAUCGCUUUAUAUCCUCUCAUCCUGGUAUCGCGCUGACGAACUGUUUAAGAGAGCCGGCGUUUGGUACGUGUCGAGUAACGCUGGUGCCAUGUUUGGAGGUUAUCUUCAGGCGGCGGCUUACAACAACCUUAACGGUGUCAUGGGGCGAUCGGGAUGGAGGUGGCUGUUUAUCAUCGAUGGCUGCAUUAGUUUGCCGAUUGCUUUGGCUGGAUAUAUGAUCUUCCCCGGAUUGCCGUCGAGCCCAAGGAUCUGGUAUAUGAACGAGGCUGAGCAUGAGCUGGCAAGGAAGCGUAUGAUUGACGACGGUGUCAAGCCUAGCAAGAAGAUUGGGAAGGCUAUGUUGAAGAGGGUCUUUACGAGAUGGCAUCUAUACGUUGCUGUUCUCUGUUAUGUCUGCUUUCAAUGCUCGUCUUAUCCGACAGGGCAAAUGGGUCUGUGGCUUAAAGACGAGGCCAAGAAGCACGGAACAUACACAGUCGCCCAGAUCAACACCAUUCCUACUGCGGUCCAAGGUCUUGCCAUUAUCUCAGCUAUCCUCGCAACUUCGUUGUGUAUGAUCUAUCCUCUGUGGAUUAUAUCGUCGGUUGUUUGCGCUAUUCUGUUGUUUUGCAACCUCGUCCUUCUGGCCUGGGAUGUCCCGGUUGGCCUACAUUACACGGCUAAUCUACUACUUGGAUUAACUUCUGCGGUUACGCCGAUUUUGUUCCCUUGGGUGAACAUCAUUAUGAAAGAUGAUGCAGAGGCAAGAGCCUUUACGACGGGAGCAAUGAUGACUGUCGGAUGGGCUUUCUUCUCAUUCUACCCAAUCACAGUGUUCCCAGUGGUUGAAGCACCCAAAUGGAGAAAGGGCUACACUGUGAAUACCGUCUUACUCUGUCUCUUUUGGGCAGUCUUUAUGCUUGGAAUGUUCCUUCACAGAAGAGAAACCAAGAAGGCGGAAAGAGAUGCCGAAUCCGAAAUCCCCAUGGAGACCGAGAAAAGGUCUGGGGAGUUUGAUCACGUUGACGUGGUGGCGGGGAAGAGCUCAGAAGAGGACAAGAUUUGAUUAUUUAACAUGAAAGUAUUAGCGAGUCGUGUGGGAGCAAUAAUGUUUUCAAUCAAAUUACGUUUUGUUACGAAACCCAGUUUCUUUUUGUUACAGUUCAAUCACAAGCAUUGUUCAGAAG